AUGGCGGCAAGAGCGAGAGCGGUGGCCGCCAUGUCCAGCAGCAGCAGCGUCCUCCUGGCCGCGGCGGUGGCACUGGCGCUGCUGGUGGCGUCGGCGACGGCGCAGUCCGGGUGCACGUCUGUGCUGAUCGGCCUGUACCCAUGCAUGAACUACAUCAGCGGCAGCGGCACGGCCCCGACCAAGUCUUGCUGCUCGCAGCUCGCCUCCGUGGUGCAGUCCCAGCUGCAGUGCCUUUGCAGCGCGCUCGGCGGUGACUCGUCGUCGCUCGGUGGCAUCACCAUCAACAAGACCCGCGCGCUCGAGCUCCCCAAUGCCUGCAACGUGCAGACCCCGCCGGCGAGCAAGUGCAACGGCGCUGGUGGUGGCAGUGCUCCUGGUGCCAGUGCCAACACGCCGACCACCCCGGCCGUAGAGACACCGGCCGGCUUGGGAUCGAAGACGACGCCGUCGGCGUAUCUGCAGGGGAGCGGCGGCUCGUCGCUCCAUGGCCCGGCGGGUAUGGUGUUGGCGCUCGCGGUCGCUGCGGUGUACGCCGUGUCGGCCGUGCGAGCGUCUCGGCUACUGGACUGGAGCGCUUGCUUCCCGGUGAUUCAGAAAUAUGUUUUUUUUGUGGUACUAUUUGAGUUUCCUAUUGGUUUAUCAUUGGGUACUGGGGAGUACUGA
Messenger RNA from Triticum turgidum subsp. durum (durum wheat), 663 nucleotides. Lineage: Eukaryota; Viridiplantae; Streptophyta; Magnoliopsida; Poales; Poaceae. The record is from the annotation of a GenBank genome assembly.